ACGUUGAAAAAUACUAAAAAGGGGAACACCCAAUCGCAGUCGAAAUCGAGAGAUCCAAUCGGGAUCCCGCGCGGUUGAUAGCUUCGUCAUUUUCUAAGUAGUACUCCGUUUUGCGCAGAUUGUCAGACAGAGAGAGGCGAGAAAGACUUACACGAGCAGAACGGGAAGGCGAAGGGGAAAGCGAAGCAAUUAUGGCGCGUCAUACACUCUUCACGCGGCUAUGGCGGAAAUAUGUUCGCGCGCUACGACGGCGGCCAUUGAGAACCAAGAUGUUGACAUCAGGUACACUGAUGGGAGUCAGUGAUGCCAUGGCACAGAAAAUCAGCGGAACGGACAGCAUAAAGCUGUGGCGAACUGCUCUGAUGGCUGUCUCCCAUUCCUGGAUUGCUUUCAUUCUAGCAAUGCACUUGCGCCUCUGCUGUUCACCACUCUGGGAGGAACGGGCAGUCCCUGCUGACUACUUGGCGCAUCUUUUUGUUGUUGGGUGUGAAAAUGAAGCUUUAUGGAUUGCUCUGGGUCGGCCCGACUGGUCAUUACUGGCAUGAAGUUUGCGAGUCCUUCUUCAGCAAACGAAGAGAUAAUGCCACGGUCAUCAGGAAGGUUGCAGUAGAGCAAUUGACAUAUGGACCUGUGCAAAACGUCAGUAUGAUGAUAUAUCUUGGUCUGAUCAUAAAAGGCAAGGCAUGGAAUACAGUGGUGUCGAAGAUCAGAGCAGACUUACUUAGGGUGCAGGUGGCUGCAUGGAAGAUUUGGCCCCUUGCAGCUUUGAUCA
Molecule: messenger RNA, 772 nt
Organism: Chara braunii
Lineage: Eukaryota; Viridiplantae; Streptophyta; Charophyceae; Charales; Characeae
Source: the annotation of a GenBank genome assembly